Messenger RNA from Stomoxys calcitrans (stable fly), 3505 nucleotides. RefSeq names its product polypeptide N-acetylgalactosaminyltransferase 3 (gene Pgant3). The record is from RefSeq and is a predicted model, not a curated record. The transcript is spliced from 7 exons. Lineage: Eukaryota; Metazoa; Arthropoda; Insecta; Diptera; Muscidae. Bases 543 to 2534 code for a protein of 663 amino acids. Gene Ontology annotation, cellular component: membrane; Golgi apparatus.
GCAACCAUUUGUGUUUAUACUUUGCAGUUUCGCAAUUUGCUAAUCUCAAUUCUUUGAAAUGCUAUAUUAGCUUCAAAAAGUUAUCGAAUUUAGUACUGGAAGGGCCCGAAAUGUGCAGUUAACUAAUUGAAAAGUGAAAUAAUAUCGUGGGCAAACUGCAUCGCAUCAAUCGUUUUGUGUUUUCAUUUUGGUUUGUCGUGUUGUCGGAAAAACGGUCGAGGGGAGACGGGGUUUGUCUUGUUUUUAUGAGUAGAAAACAAACGGCCAAAACACAGCUCAUCGAAACGUUCGUUUACUAUAAGUGAGCAACAUCAAGAUACCGUCUCCCAUUCAGCAGUUGACCGUUAAGCCUAUCUCGCAGAACGUCGCAUCGCCGGUUUAACAGUGGCUCCUAGUCGGAUACUUAAAUUGAUUUUCAGAUUUUCUUGCUGUGCUUUAACAAAAACGGGCAAACGGGUUCGCGCUAGUGUUAGUCAAAUAAAUCUUCCCAAUUCAUAAUUAUACCAACGACGUUGCGAAGAAGUCUUUUUACACGUAACAUAAUGGGACUGAGAUUCCAGCAGCUAAAGAAGCUAUGGCUUUUGUAUUUAUUCUUGCUGUUUUUCGCCUUCUUCAUGUUCGCCUUUAGCAUCAACUUGUAUCUGACCAGUAUGCAGUCGGUGAACCAGGAACAAUUACAACCAAAGCCACCGCCAAAAAGACGAUCAGUUUGGCCUAUAAAAGACGUUGUGGCCCAUUAUAUAGGCAAAGGAGAUAUAUUUGGCAACAUGACUGCUGACGAUUACAACAUAAAUCUCUUUAACCCAAUAUCCGGCGAAGGUGCAGAAGGUCGACCAGUAAUAAUACCUUCAAGAGAUCGCUUCCGCAUGCAAAGAUUCUUCAGAUUGAACAGCUUCAAUGUUCUGGCCAGUGACCGCAUACCAUUGAAUCGUACCCUCAAGGAUUACCGCACCAGAGAAUGCCGUGAUGAAAAAUACAAAGUCGAAGAAAUGCCAACAGCAUCUAUAAUUAUAGUAUUCCAUAAUGAAGCCUGGUCUGUGUUGCUGCGAACGAUAACCAGUGUCAUAAAUCGUACACCCAGGCGACUGCUGAAGGAAAUUAUUUUGGUCGAUGAUGCCAGUGAUCGAACUUAUUUAAAGAAACAAUUGGACAGUUACAUCAAAGUUCUAAGUGUACCGACAAGAAUCUUCCGCAUGACAACCAGAGGUGGGCUUGUACCUGCACGUUUAAUGGGAGCUAAGCAUGCGCGUGGCGAUGUUUUAACAUUUUUGGACGCCCAUUGUGAAUGCUCCAGGGGUUGGCUAGAACCUUUACUACACCGCAUCAAGGAGUCUCGCACCGCCGUCAUAUGCCCGGUCAUCGAUAUUAUAUCCGAUGAUAAUUUUAGUUAUACCAAAACAUUUGAAAAUCAUUGGGGUGCAUUUAAUUGGCAACUGAGUUUCCGCUGGUUUGCAACAGAUCGCUCUUCCCUUAGCAGGCAUCCAACAAAACCCACACCUACACCUGCCAUGGCCGGAGGUCUCUUUGCCAUAGAUCGCAAAUACUUUUAUGAAAUCGGAGCUUACGACGAGGAGAUGAAGAUUUGGGGCGGGGAAAAUGUUGAAAUGUCUUUUCGAAUUUGGCAGUGUGGUGGAACUAUUGAAAUAAGCCCUUGCUCCCAUGUUGGCCAUGUAUUCCGCAGUAGUACGCCAUACACAUUCCCAGGUGGAAUGAGCGAAGUGCUGGGACAAAACUUAGCUCGCGCCGCUGUGGUGUGGAUGGAUGAGUGGCAGUCUUUCAUUAUGCUUUACACCUCCGGCCUAUCGCUGCAGACGCGUAAAGAAAUUGACGUUAGCAGCCGAAUAGCCCUACGAGAGAAAUUGCAAUGCAAACCAUUCUCUUGGUACUUGAAAAAUGUAUGGCCGGAACAUUUUUUCCCAACUCCCGAUCGAUUCUUUGGCAAAAUUAUUUGGUUGGAUGGUGAAACGGAAUGCUCACAAGCGUAUUUAAAUCACAUGAAAAACAUCCCCGGUCGCUUGAUUUCCCGCGAAUGGCCACGCAUCUUUGAAGAAGUCGACAAUAAUGCCGAUCUGCUGAUGAGCCUCAUCGACUUGGAUAGAGACAAGUGUUUGAGGCCGGCCAAAGAGGAUGCUCCACGCACAUCUGCACAGCCCAUAACGGUUGGCGACUGUAAUGCCCAUUCACAAACGAUGGAUAUAUUUGUGAUUACACCCACCGGUAAAAUAAUGACAAACAAUAAUGUCUGCCUAACAUACAGUGAACCUAAGCAGAGUGCGAUUAAAAUGCUAAAGAAUCGGAAUGCUACAACAUCAAAUGUCCAACUGGCGAUGUGCUCCAAUGAUUCACGACAAUUGUGGGACUAUGAUAUGGACACACAACACAUCAGUCAUCGAGAUAACAAAUUAUGUCUGACCCUUAAAUCGGCAAUGUCUGUGAGGACGCAGAAAUCAGAAAAAGUAGUAGUGGCUCUGGAAUGCAACUUUAAGGAUAUUACCCAGAAAUGGGGUUUUGUACCACUGCCAUGGAGAUUAUAAACUACAAGAAUUUGUUGCAUUUAAAAAUCACUUCAUAGUUUAAUGGUAGCGAAGAUCAAUUUGUAGAAACAAAUGCAAUUAUUUUGGUGCAAUUAGCCAGAUACGCUGAAAUGCAAUGAAGCCAAUUGUUGAAGAAAUCAUUAAAUAUAUACGUACGUUAACAAACACAUAGACGCGUAGGUUAUAAUCAAUUUUAGCAAACACCGAUAAAUACUAAAUGUGAUAUUUUUUUUAUUUGAAUGACAAACAUGAACCAUACUCGUCUCCUAAGACCAAUGGAGAAUUAGAUUAUGAAUAUCAACCGUUUUACACGUUUAGUGUAGUCCGCCAUAUACUCGUAAUGGCGUUUUAAUUUCCUAGGCAAAGACAUUUUAAUAGAGUAAUUAAAUUCCACCGCAUAUGAACCUACAACCACCAUACUUUGAGAUGAAAUUUUGUAUUUGAAAUAUUAAAGCAUUUAAAAAAAAAAAACAAAGUAAAAACUGUUACUACAACCAAACUGAAUUGAUGUUUCGAAUUAUUGUACUUUUCUAGUUAAAGUCAUUUUAUGCAAGUCAAAAUUUUACAUUACAUUGCUGCCAAAAAGGCCAUUUCUCCUUAUGUCAUAUACAUAUAACUUAUUUAUUUGUGCCCAUUUGAAAUAAAAGGAAAAUAUUUUGAUUUUUCUAUUUUUAAGAAGAGAUUGUCAAGAGAAUUUUCAAAACAGAUCUGUGAAAUUGUCUUAUGUAUUCCUAUUGAAAGUCCAUGAUUUUAAGAUUUUUUUUACCAUUUUAGUAAUUAUGUUGUAAGAGAAGAAAAAAAAUGUGUAUAUACCUAAUUGUUUUGCCUAUAUAACAACCUAUGUUGAACUAUCUUUCUAACUGCAUUGCAACAAAAUACGACUAAAUACUAAAAUUUUAAAAUUUCUCCUAAGUAUACAAUUUUACUCAUAAGUAUUUUAUAUUUUAAUAAAUAAAGAACUUAAUGAAUUU